This is a messenger RNA of Trichogramma pretiosum, 404 nucleotides long. Its product is annotated as neuropeptide-like protein 31. The record is from RefSeq and is a predicted model, not a curated record. Lineage: Eukaryota; Metazoa; Arthropoda; Insecta; Hymenoptera; Trichogrammatidae. The transcript has 2 exons. The coding region runs from base 48 to 362 and encodes 104 amino acids.
GUCGUCGUUUGAAUCUCGAUCGGUGCGUGAGUGAAAUUUUUCGUACAAUGUCUAAAAUCGCGUGUAUUUUGGCACUCACGGUGCUUCUAGUCGCUACCACACAAGCCUUGCCUCAAUUUUACGACGGAUAUGGUCCUUAUGGCGGAUACGGUGGUUACGGAGGAUAUGGCGGAUACGGUGGUUAUGGAGGAUACGGAGGAUACCCCGGUUACGGUGGAUACGGCGGAUACGGAGGCGGUUAUAAUGAUUACUAUGGGCAUUAUCCUCACUAUCAUAGUCACUACGACCACGGUGGACUCCUCCACAAACUCCAUCAUGCCUAUCACGAUAUAACCGAUACUCACGAUGGUCAUUUUAAAUAAACAGUUUAUCGUUGACCGAAGGUCUGCAGUCAGAUGGAGAAA